Molecule: messenger RNA, 2174 nt
Organism: Quercus robur (English oak)
Lineage: Eukaryota; Viridiplantae; Streptophyta; Magnoliopsida; Fagales; Fagaceae
Exons: 8
Coding region: 1076-1444 (122 amino acids)
Source: RefSeq, a predicted model, not a curated record
UGCAAGCUUUGUCAGUCAAUUUGUGAAGCCUUAUUAUAUGUAUUUGUGAAAGGUGUGGCAGCUGCACUUGUACUUACAAGCAUGCCUGGGGUUUACAGCCUUUGUUGUGGAUCGAAAACAUGAAGCUGUGAGAUACAUGCUGUUAACAUAUUGUUGUGCUGUGUUCCUAAUCUUCUAAGCCCUGGCUUCAUCAAGCUGUUGGCAAAUUCCCACUAAUGCUCGGAGCAGCGGCAAUAAUUGUAUAAAACAUAUUUACACAUGUGGGAUGCAACUUCAAGGCAGUGGACAAAAGAAAUUAGCUGCAGGCUGUGGAUGAUUUAGGCUUUCAGAAACAAAGCUACCGCCAAAGGCAGUGAGUGAGACCAAUGCUGUGACAGUGCUUGAUUAUAGCAAGAAAAUGGAGCAGCUUUGUAGGGAGGCUUACUUGUUAAAGAAGGACCAAGUUAUCAAGCUGAGGGAUGUAUUAGAGGCUGACAAGGAUGGCAACUUCUGGUUAUGCAGGAUGUGAUAAGAGAUGAAGUUGGAAAGGUUCAUGCUUGUUUUGCAAGGACAGAAUGGGUAAUGCUGUUACUGCUGGAUUCUUUAGCUGCGAAAAAAAUUCCAAAUCCAUUGCCUUCCUCCUCCUUUUGAGACAAGCUCUGUGGCCUUGAAGCAUAUGUGAAUUCAAAGUGUUUUUGUGCUCUCAACCGGCAAUUAGCUUGAGAAACUUUUUGAAAAUAGACAAACUCAGGACUGGGUGAGUGCAGGUGUUAUUGGUGACCUUCUAAGCGUAUUAACCAGUGUAAGAAGUGUUGGCUCUAAAAGAAUGAUCCCAGAAUUCUUUGUCAAGUCGGGCACUAUGCAAAGAUGACAUCAAAUUGCUAAAUGAAUAUCUUUUGGUCCUCUGCUGGUAGUUACUAGUUUGCGCUAUAUUGUAAAGGAUGAGGUUGACGUGCAACCAGUUUGACCAAUUUGUUGGAAGAUUGUUUUUUGAAACCUUAGUUUCAGGCUCAGUAAUCGAACAAUCUUGGCUUAAAAAAUCAUUCAGACAGCAGUACACAUUGUGCUUGAAAUCUUAGCUUUUCGAUCAACCGCUAUGGUGAGCACGAUGGAUGGUUGCAUUCAUCACGGGCUAAUUAGUAAUACCCAGCCGGCCAGCUGUACAUUGAUUUGUUCGAUUCUAGCAAUUUCACAAAAGACCCAUGAAAGAAAGGAAAGAAGGAGAAUAGAGGAUAGCUUUUUAAUAAGAUGCCUGAGCGGAAUGUCAUUUCAACCAAAGAUCAUGCUUUCGAGGAUAGUCAAGCAUUGUCACCUGUGCUACAGAUGGUCAGACCGCUUGGCAUCUUGGCACAGUUCCCAAAGGACUUUAAGAGCGAUGGAAGGAGGCAUUCUAGUCAAAGAGAACAAAAACCUAAUCAAAUUUUUCACCUGUGUUUAUGUAAAUAAAAAGGCAAGUUUUUCAUAGGUAAUUCAUCCUGAAGGAGGCUAACCAGUUAUUGACCUAAAGUUUUAUCCCCACAAAAUGCUAGAAUGUGGGACAUGUUUGUAGGGAAGGUUGUCAUGCUUCUCAAGCCCUUAACUAUUACAUUCACAUGAUCUUGAUCUGUUAAGAAGCAAUGGUUGGGAAUUGUUGUAAUGAGAACCUGCUUUGUGCAAUUGGAUACGAUUUGUUGAUUGUCGGGCAUGGCAAGUGGGAGUUAGUACCAAAAUAAAGAGUUGCUAGUGAGGUGAGGCUUUGUCAGACAAUUUAGAAACCUCAUCUUAAAUACUUAAGAAAGGCGUGGACUGCACUUGUAGUUAUCAGUAGCCUCUGAGGCAAGCCUUUUUAGUAGAAGCGGGAAAGAUAAGCUGUUAAACAAGACAUUACUUUGCUGCGUUUGCAAUUUUUAAGCUAUGGUUUCGUCAAAGUCCCUGGUUGAAUACUCACUAAUGCUCGUUGGCUUGCCAAUUCUACUGCUUCCUCUUUUCCGCAUAUAGUCUGGUCCUCUUUGUAAUGUGACUUUUAUGUUAAACAUCAUACGUUCAAUUGAGGUAUUUUAAGCUGUUUUUUGGCUUUGUCUAAAAAGAAGCAAGCUUACCAGUUUACAAAAUAUAGUUAAGGAUGCGGUUGACUUGUAUCCAGUUUGAUCAAUGUGUUGAAAUUUGUUCUUUGAAAUUUUAUCUCAGCCAUCAAAUAAUCUUUGCUUAAAGAAUCA